GCUAUUAGCGUGCUUCCAAAGGCAUUUCCCUUCGCGCCGUGACCGGCCCAUUGACGCACGUCCUGGCUCGAACUUGAAAUACUGUCAUUUGUUUGGCCUUUGUUUGCACAUAUGGCGAGUUCCUUCGUUCGUUGAGGACACUGACCUAAUGUAGCACUGUUGAACAGGAGACAGUUCAAAGGGUCGACAUGCAUCUUGCACAACUUGCAAAUCUGCGUUCACUGCCUGAACGCAGGCGACAUGAGCAGGCAAGCAUGAUCAGACUCUCGGUUUUGCGUGGGAGAACGCGCAGCUCGGAUGAUCACCACGGGUUGAAUUCACAGCAAGAGCGUGCUUCAACUGAGUGUCAGGUAGAGAGACAUGCAGAUGGUACCCAGAGAUGGAGUGACGAGGUAUGGAACCUUUUCAUCUGCAAUCGCGAUGGAUGCAGAAAUCUGAUCUCAUGAGUUGAUAGAUCAGCAUGACGAUACCCAAGAUCUACGUGACAGUGGAGCCUUCGGAGUCGGAGAAGGUGGUUUAUCUUCCAAUGGCACCGAUUAAUUCGCAAGCUAAACCUCGUGGCAGAAUCAUGUUGCACUUCCAGCUUACGAACGGCGAAGAUGCAGAGAUUCAGCUCGAGCAAGUGACAGUGUCGUUCCCUCAGUCUUCUGUCAAAACCGUGACUCGAGCCAUCAACAGAACUCUCCAUGCAGCAGUGUCUCAGUCUUGGUGGUUUCAAAACCCCGAGGACCACAUCGUUUUUGACCUCCCUGCCCCGAGUCAAAUAAAGUUCUCAUUUCAAUGCAAGGGCUUCCCAGAGCCGAGAAACUUCAUGUUCGGCCUCGACCUUGCUCCACAUGUCAGCCCAGUUCAGGGUGGAGCUUACUUGUUUCCGGGCCAAUGCUUGGAACUUGCAGUCGGGGAGUUUUGGAAAUUGAAUGGCUGCAGUCAUGGAGUGGGAGACCAUGGCAAGCAGAGCUUUGGUUACGACAUGGGUGUUUGGGGGGCGAACCACGAUGAGGAGAAGACUUACGGUUGGGUGCACCCCGACAAAGACGACGAGGAGAACUGCAAUUACCGCGUCUGGGGAAAGUCGGUGCUAGCUAUGGCUGAUGGCAUUGUGCUCGAGGCAUUGAAUGACUGUCCGGAUAAUCCUGUUCCUUUAAAAUGGACCAGCGCAGAAGAACUGAGCAGGAAGAUGGAGAGCCAGAGGGAGAAAUAUUGGGGCAGGUUUGCGAAUGGGGCUGAAGGCAACCAUCUCUACAUUCAGCACGGAGAUGAGGUGAUACUCUACGGCAACCUCCAGCAGACCUCGCUCAACCCAGCAUUGCUAGCACCGGGAUCGGUCGUGAGAGCGGGUGACUAUCUCGGCCUCGCCGGCAAUGCCGGAAAUUCAACCUCGCCGCAUCUGCACAUUCAUGCUCAAAAGGGCAACGCGCCGAACGCUGGACCCCUGAGGCCUAUAAUAUUUCGCAACUGCUUCACUAUCGAUGAAGCCAGCAUCACGACCUCGCGACCACGAGGAUUCUGGGUGAAGAUAGAGCAGAAAGGCCUACCGGAAGGGCCUGCGGACAAGCGAUACGAAGGGCACUGCCUAGUCUGGCCCAGCGAGGACCCGCCACGAUGGCCGGAGGUGAUCCGGCUCUCAGUCAUGGAAUCGGACUAUCAAUCGCUCUUCAAGGACAUGUCGGCGCACGGGCUGAGACCCAUCGCCAUCAACGCGUACAACAUCGGAAGGCAAACCUUCUUCAACGCCAUUUUCCGCCCAAUCGCAGGAACGAGCUACAUUUGCAAGCACGGCCUGGACGGCAGGCAGUACCAGCACGAAUUCGACAAGUGGGUCAACAAGGGCUUCCGGCUGCUGCACAUCGAGAGCUACUACAGCCACUGCAGGAACAAAAUCUGCUACGCGCCGCUCUUCAUCAAAGCGCCGGGGCCGAGCUUCAUAGCGUACCACGGCAAAACCAUGGAGGAGCACGAGGAGCUGCUCAGCGAUUACUCCACGACCAAGGGCCUGGUGCCGGUGAUCAUCAGCGUCGUGUCCGUGGGCGACGACCGAUACUACACGGCGGUGUUCGAGAAGGAGGACGAUGUGAGCUACCUGGCGGCGCAUUCGAGGAUGAAGCCCGCCUACUACCAGCAGCGAUUCAUCGACCUCACGCGCAAGGGCCUCAGCAUGGCCUAUCUCAAUGUCUACUCGCACCUCGACGACCUCAAUUUCGUGUGCAUCUGGUACGCGCGCGACGAGCCCUCGCGCUUCUUCGCGCUCCAUCACCUCGACGAGGACGAGCUCCGCGACCUCGUCGUCGCCCAGCGCAAGGCCAACCUCACUCUCCGCUCCGCCGCCGGCUACGAGCGGCACGGCACCGCCAACUUCGCCGCCGUCUGGAGCUAGCUAACUAAACUAGCUAGCCGAGAAAGCGCCUCCUGUUCCGAAGCCGGUCUCAGUCCGUCCAUUUCAGCGCCCGUCGGCAUGCCCCUUUUCGGCGCCGAGUGGGACUGCGCCUCGUCGCGCUGGAAGGCCGAGUAUGACGUGCCGCUCGCGGUGCCGCGAUGUUACUGGCUCCGUACCCUGCGGACCCGAACUUGGAGAUGGGGUUCGAGUUUACGAAGUCCUCCGUGUGUUCAAUCGGCCUGGGCGGGUUCUGUUCUGGAUGCUGUCCUUUUGAUGCCACGUCACGUCGGCUUGGAGCAGACGACCUCAGUAACCGCCCAACUCAGGGAAGUCGUGGGAUUUAGUUGUAGCCAAGCUGCCGACGUAACCUAACCGAGCCACACCACUACACGAUCCUUGGACAUGACUAGUAUGUUAACUAUGGUUCAAAUUGAACCACAAAUCAGGUUAGGCUAAUGCCGCUGAUCGUACUCGGGGAGUACUGGCAUUUAUAUUUUAGAGUUUAGUCGCGUGUCGCGCGUAUUGUCAUUGUUGUAAAUAGCAGAACACCCGUGAAUACACUUCCGUGUCUUAAAGUUGCACGAAUUAGAUAUAUAUUUACGAUGAUCCCAAAGGACGAGAAGACAGGCAAUUAUUCCAAACUGAACAUGUAUGUUUAGAUUACGAAUGCGCAAAACAACAAUAACUUGCAUAUUUGUAUGCGCACAAGCACAGUAUGAAACUAAAAUAAAGAGAAAACACUUUGUUACCAUCUAC
This is a messenger RNA of Marchantia polymorpha subsp. ruderalis, 3130 nucleotides long. Lineage: Eukaryota; Viridiplantae; Streptophyta; Marchantiopsida; Marchantiales; Marchantiaceae. The record is from the annotation of a GenBank genome assembly.